UGUGUGUGUGUGUGUGUGGUUAACAACUCUUCCUUGUUCUGCUCUUAUCGCUGCCUUCACUCUGACUUUUUCCUCCCAGCUCCUCCAUGUUAAACCCCGGUCAUGUUAACUAGUCUUGUUAAGCAGUUUCCAGCCUGAGGCUCAGACUGCUGGUUAGCUGUAGUUAACCAACAUUAACUCGUCGCUGAGUUAGCUGUGGCUCAGUGGUUCUCCUGGCUCUAACAGAAUGUUUGCAUCCUGCUGUAACUGGCUCUGCAUGGACUCGGCUGAUGUGGAUCCGUCAGGCGGAACCGACAGAAGACAUCAUUCCUACACCAACUCGGCCUUCAGCUCCCAGCCGUCUCCGCCUGAGCCUGCGUGUAAGGCCUGCGGCGGCUCCUUUGACGCACCUGCCAGGAAGCAUGUGUGUGUGGACUGUAAGAAGGACUACUGCAGCGGUUGCUCCGCCCAGCAGGGGCUGCGGCCCCGCCUCUGUCACACCUGUCAGCGUUUCUAUGGGAACCUGCUGCAGCGGGCGGAGCUGAUGAAGCUGAAGGUGAAGGAGCUGAGGGACUACCUGCACCUGCACGAGGUGUCCACUCACCUGUGCAGAGAGAAGGAGGAGCUGGUGGAGCUGGUCCUGAGUCAGCAGUCAUCACCUUCCAGCAGCUCCGCCCCUGACACCCCCAUCGUUGAGCCCUCCGCAGUGACCUCUGACCCGACAACUCGGAUCUCCAUCUCUGACUCGGCUUCUGACACAUCGAGCCCUGCUCCGCCCACUCCUGAGCCUGAAGCCCCACCCACAACCACAGAGACUCCGCCCUCGGACGCUGAACUAGAGGAUGACGACCCAGCCUGGGACCCGGAAGAGGCCCCUGUCUCUGGCCGCAGGGCAUCGCUGUCUGACCUGAAGAGUGUCGACAACAUCGAGGAGCUCAGCGUCCGGCAGCUGAAAGAGAUCCUGGCCCGCAACUUCGUGGACUACAAAGGCUGCUGUGAGAAGUGGGAGUUGAUGGAGAGGGUGACCCGGCUGUACCAAGACCAGCAGAACUUGCUUGCAGCCAACACUGUGAACGCUGCAGGUGAGUGUGUUUCUGUCGGUUGGAUCAAACUGUCCCAUGGGUCCCUUUCUGACGGUGUCCUCGCCCUCCCGCAGGUGGCGGCGGCGGAUCGGCGCCGGGCCCGGAGGAGAACCUCUGUAAGAUCUGCAUGGACUCUCCCAUCGACUGCGUCCUGCUGGAGUGCGGUCACAUGGUCACCUGCACCAAGUGUGGGAAGAGGAUGAGCGAGUGUCCGAUCUGUCGGCAGUACGUCAUUCGAGCCGUGCACGUCUUCCGGUCCUGAAGUUAGCCAAGCCCGGUACUCAAGAACCAGCCUUAAUUUCCUCUUCCUGCAGAACUGACUGCCUUUAGAGCAAAAAAUCAGAACCAGAACCUCCUGAAGAGACUUGAUGAUUUCAUCCUCUUUCCUUUGCUGUGAUUGAUGCGUUGGUACGACUGUGUUACACUGUGAGAUUGGACCAUCAAACUGUGGAAACACUGAUGGACCCGGACCCGUUUGCAGGUCCUGAAACGAAACCAGAGAACAAACAGAACAGGAAUCCUGCAGCUGCUCAGGCUCAACGUUUUGCCUUAACCUGAAUACAGACUGUUUGUCUGCAGCGUUCAGGUCGUGUUGUUCAGGUCAACUGUGGUUCCUUCAGGGUCAGAACACCUUUGUUUUUAUGUUUAUGGGUUCAUUCUUCCUUUAAAGUGCCUUUCCGGAACCGUUUCUGCAUUCCAGGUUUACCUGCUGCUAGUAAAACCCAGACAACGGGUCUGAGGUUGGGGAACAGUUCAGCUGGGUCGGGUUCGGUAUGUUUUGGUAUCUUGAAGGGGGGGGUUCUGUUUGAGCCUGGUUAGAUCACCGUGGUAACAGAGGCUAUAGCACUUAUUACUGUCCGGACCUCAGAAAUACAUCAGAACAAGCAGCUCCAUGAGGAAAGGUCUCCCACCGACGCACCAGAGAUGUUAGUGAAACCACUGCUGUUUGGAGCUCCAUGUCUCCUACUUCCCAGAAGUUUAAAUGGGUCAGAAACUUUGACUUCACCUGAACGAAUCAGCAUUUUGAUCUGUUUUCCACUUUUUCCACAAUCACAGUUUAAGUUUGAGGUUUUUUUUUCAGAUUUUUCUUCAGUUCAGAUUCUGUGAAAUAUUUAGAAACGUUCUGAUUUAAGCUCCUUUCAGGACUACGGCUUCAUCUCCAGAUGUCCAGUUUCCACAUCAGAACCUCGGUGUUUCUGUCUCUUCCAGUCAGGGUGUCUCCCACUGCUUGAGGACUUACAGUUUUCUGUCCAAUCAGAGCCCAGCGUGCAGAGAGUCACGCCCACACUCAUUCUCUCCCAGUAGAUUCCCAAACUGGACCUGGAGGCUGUUUAACUGGCCACACUCUCGGUACACAAAAUGUACAUUUGUGUCCACCAGGAGCUUCUGCUGCUCGGGUCAGAAUUAUUCUGAUACUACUUGUCACACAAUGACCGUUUGAGGCUAAAGUUCUUGGUUCUUAUUUCUGCCCUGCUGCCCAGAAAAGCAGGAGAUUACCGUGGCAACCAGUGACUCAGCAUUUUCAGUAGCUGCUUUGACCCCUUAAAGCCUCUCCUGUAAUAAACUGAAUUGUAGCCUUUGUCACGUGAAUCAGGUAACAUUCACCAGGUGUGCCGUGUAACCCCGCCCCCGGCUUCAGAUGAUUGGUUCAGCUGCUGAUCUGAUCAGAAGAAAGUUGAGCCAACACUGGAUCACUUUUCUCAAACUUGUUUCCAGUUGGAGGAAAAUCUAAAACUAGAAAUAAACCAGGGUCUGAAUUAAUAAAUAUGUUUUAAUUAUUUAUUUUGAAAUGAUGAGAUUUAUUGUCUUUGUUCUGGAGAUGAAGGGAAGUUUCUUAAUGUCCAGUUUUGAUCUCUUACAGCUUGUAAGAAAUAAAAUGGAGGAGAAAGAAAAAUAACAUCUGAUCUGCUAAAAACAAGAUCAGCUUUCACUCCAGAGCCACCAGGGGGCAGCAGAGACAGCCGGCUCUGGAGGAAAAUUACUGCAGGAGUUUAAAGGGAGAAGAGUGAAGUUUUCUGGGAAUGUUGAAACGGAUCAGCAGUUUUCUUCCUGCUCUGGACCUUUAGGAAUCAAGAUGUUCUGCUGAAUGUUUGUUCAAAUCUAACAAUAGAUCAUUUUAUUAUGUUUACCAGCAGCCUGUGUGAAGUUUUCUUCUGUUUGCACUAAAACUGUUGAUUCUGAAACACUUUAAACUUAUUUUUUGGGUUUAAGAUGUUGAUUUUAUUUAGUUGCGAACAUUCUGGAUUUUCUCUGAUUGUGAGGUGAUGUUUGCUUGUUUAAUCUGUCAUUUCUGCCUGCUGGGUGGGAUCAGCUGAGGUCAUUAACCCGUAGCGAUCAGAACAAGAUGUUCCCACUGUAGGAGGUGAGCUGAUCCACAGACCUAGCAUUUGGCCCUCAGGGGCCCAGAGCCUUAGAUUGGGAACCUCUUUAGAUACUGGACGUUUUGAAUGCUUCUGAUUUCCUGGAAUUGGUGGGAUAUUUGAAAGAUAUUUUAGUUUGUGGACUGAGCUCAGAAUAAAUUCGUAAUGAAACA
Molecule: messenger RNA, 3594 nt
Organism: Girardinichthys multiradiatus
Lineage: Eukaryota; Metazoa; Chordata; Actinopteri; Cyprinodontiformes; Goodeidae
Gene: rffl
Product: ring finger and FYVE-like domain containing E3 ubiquitin protein ligase
Exons: 6
Coding region: 227-1264 (345 amino acids)
Biological process (GO): proteasome-mediated ubiquitin-dependent protein catabolic process; negative regulation of extrinsic apoptotic signaling pathway via death domain receptors; protein K48-linked ubiquitination
Cellular component (GO): plasma membrane; cytoplasm
Molecular function (GO): ubiquitin protein ligase activity
Source: RefSeq, a predicted model, not a curated record